Drosophila obscura is the source of this 1539-nucleotide messenger RNA. RefSeq names its product muscle M-line assembly protein unc-89. Bases 107 to 1414 code for a protein of 435 amino acids. The transcript has a single exon. The record is from RefSeq and is a predicted model, not a curated record. NCBI's taxonomy places the organism in Eukaryota, Metazoa, Arthropoda, Insecta, Diptera, Drosophilidae.
AGAUCAGAGCAUUGCCGUAUUAAUCUACCAGUAUUCGCACCCACAUCUGUUGUUCAGCUGCUGUUCAAUUUCAUACAAGCAUAAAAUUGAGUACUAUAUUUCCAGCAUGGCAACCUCUAGUCUGGUGCAAUUUCCAGAUCUGAUCUCUACUAAGAACAGGACCGAAUCCCUGGGCCUACCCGAUGUGAAGCGCAUCAAUAAUAUCACAAAGUUCAUGGCCGAUCCCGUGAACUUCGAUGGCGAUAUCACCAAGCUGGCAGCUCACUUUGAGAACCAGGCCAAACAGUGCCAGGACGUCAUCAAUCUGUUGAACGAUCAGCUGAAGGCAAAGACAACAGCACUGCAUCAGGUCAAGGAGGAUAUGCUGGAGCUGCAGCGGCAGCUCAAGCAGCCAGAUGCCACUUUCGUCUAUGUGAUCAUGAAGACGCAGGUUCUGGUUAAGUUUCUCGAUGAGACCGAGGUGAACGAGUACGAUGUGCCCUCGGCCCUCGAGCGCUACAAUAUCAAGAUGAGCUGUCUGUAUGGCGAAAUCCUCGCGCUGGACAGCGACGUUGAUCACGUGACCUACUUGAAGAACGUUGCCACAGUCAACGCUCAGUAUGUGAAGGAUUGGUACAAGCGCGAAAUGGCCAAGUUGGAGCCUGAGCAGACGGACCCUAAAGACAAGCAGCCUGAGGAGUCCUUCGAUGGUGAAAACGAUCCGGAAGAGGAGUCUGAUGAGGAGCUUUGGGAACAUGAAAGUGAGCCUGAACAGAAGUAUUCUAAAGAGAAGGAGCCUGAGUUGAAAGAUCGUGACGAUGAGCCUGAAGAGAAAGUAAUCGGGCAGAAAGAUUCUCAGAUGAAGGUGCCUGGGGAAAGAGAUUCAAUGAAGAUAAAGGGAAAGUUACCUGAGAAGACAGUUUCCAAGGAGAAGGUCAUUGGAAAGACGUUCCCAGAGGGGAUGAAGCCUGAAAAGAGAGUCCCCGGGGAGAAGGUGAACGAACAGAAGUCUCUAAAGAAUAUCGGUCCUCAGGAUAAGGAUGCAAAGCUACCAGGGAAGAAAGUUCCAAGCGAGAAGAUACCUGAUGAGGCAACUGAAGAGAAGUUAUCUUGGGAGAAGAAGCAAACAACAAAUGACACUGAAGAUAAGAGCCCCAAUGCGGAAGUCAUUUCUGAGAUGAAAGUUCCUGGGCAGCAUCUGAAUCUAAAGAAGGAUAAUGAGCACGAGGACGCCAAGGAGAAGUUACCUGAGAAGAUGGGGUUUCAGAAGAAAGUCGCUGGGAAAAAUGCCCCCAAGGAGUUAAUCUCUAAGAAGUUACCUGAGAAGAACUUCUCCAAGCAGAAGGUCAUUGGAAAGGAUGACUCUGCGCUGCAGGCCCUCAAGGAGCUCCCAGUGAGGGGUGACAUUAAGAAAUUAGGCAACAGCACUGCCUAAUUCCCAAUUAUCUAGUAAAUUGUUAUCAAAGUUAUAAGUCUUGUCAUAAUAUUGUACAAAAUUAACUCCCAUUUUGGCAUAACUCCAGAGAAUAAACAUUGUUGCAGGCACCGCCUUGAUUGAGG